Molecule: messenger RNA, 2982 nt
Organism: Rhea pennata
Lineage: Eukaryota; Metazoa; Chordata; Aves; Rheiformes; Rheidae
Gene: EPHA8
Product: EPH receptor A8
Exons: 17
Coding region: 28-2982 (984 amino acids)
Biological process (GO): protein phosphorylation; axon guidance; ephrin receptor signaling pathway
Cellular component (GO): plasma membrane; dendrite
Molecular function (GO): protein binding; ATP binding; transmembrane-ephrin receptor activity
Source: RefSeq, a predicted model, not a curated record
UCCCACGCCUGGUGGCCCAGCCAGACCAUGGCAUGGGCACAGGGAGAUCUGACGUCCUCGCUCUCCAUCAUCGUCACCUUGGCUGCCUGCAUUUCCGCCACCACCAGUGAAGUGAACUUGCUAGACACAUCGACAAUCCCAGGGGACUGGGGCUGGCUCACUUACCCUUCACAUGGGUGGGAUUCAAUCAAUGAAAUGGAUGAAUUUUUCAGCCCUAUCCACACCUACCAGGUCUGUAAUGUCAUGACUCCCAACCAGAACAACUGGUUACGGACCAACUGGGUUCAACGGGACGGUGCCCGGCGGGUCUACGCAGAGAUUAAGUUCACGCUGCGGGACUGCAAUAGCAUGCCGGGUGUGCUGGGCACCUGCAAGGAGACUUUCAACCUCUACUACCUGGAGUCGGACCGUGACCUGGGUAGCAGCACUCGGGAGAGCCAAUUUAUGAAGAUUGACACCAUUGCAGCUGAUGAGAGCUUCACCAGUGUGGACCUGGGUGUUAGGCGACUGAAGUUGAACACAGAGGUGCGGGGUGUGGGGCCCUUGAGCAAGAGGGGUUUCUACUUGGCCUUCCAGGACAUAGGCGCUUGCAUCGCAAUCGUUUCGGUGCGGGUGUACUACAAGAAGUGUCCUGCGAUGGUGAGGAAUUUGGCAUCCUUCUCUGAGGCCGUGACUGGGGCUGACUCAUCCUCCUUGGUGGAAGUGCGGGGAGAAUGCGUAGGCCAUUCGGAGGAGAGGGACACCCCCAAAAUGUACUGCAGUGCGGAGGGGGAAUGGUUGGUGCCCAUUGGGAAGUGUGUGUGCAGUGCUGGCUACGAAGAGCAGCGGGAUUCCUGCGUGGCCUGUGAGCUGGGAUUUUACAAGUCGGCCCCUGGGGAUCAGCUGUGCGCGAAGUGCCCCUCGCACAGCCACUCGGAGAGCCGGGCGGCCCGUGUGUGCCGCUGUGACAGCAGCUUCUACCGGGCAGUGCAGGACCCCCCCUCGGCCGCCUGCACGCGGCCCCCCUCUGCUCCUGUGAACCUGAUCUCCAGUGUGAAUGGCACUUCAGUGACACUGGAGUGGGGCCCACCCCUGGACAAGGGGGGACGCUCUGAUGUCAUGUACAACGUGAUCUGCAGGCGCUGCAUAGGGGAUGCUGGCCAGUGCGAGACGUGCGGCAGUGGGAUCCGCUUCGUUCCCCAGCAGAUGAGCUUGGUGCAGGGAGCGCUCACGGUGACCAACCUCCUGGCCCACACCAACUACUCCUUCUGGGUGGAGGCUGUCAAUGGAGUGUCCGACCUCAGCCUGGAGUCCAGAAGAGUUGCAGUUGCCAACAUCACAACAAACCAGGCAGCCCCGUCCCAGGUGGUGGCGGUUCGCCAGGAGAGCACGGGCCAGAACAGUGUCACCUUGCUGUGGCAAGAGCCAGACCAGCCUAACGGUAUCAUCCUGGAAUACGAGAUCAAGUACUAUGAGAAGGACAAAGAAAUGCAGAGUUAUUCAACUCUGAAAUCCAAAGGCACGACUGCUACUAUCUCUGGGCUCAAGCCUGCAACCCGCUACAUCUUCCAGGUUCGGGCCCGCACCUCUGCUGGCUGCGGGAAGUUCAGCCAGACAGUGGAGGUGGAGACAGGGAAGCCAGUGUCUCUCCGGUAUGACACAAUGACCAUAGUCUGGAUUUGCCUGACCCUCAUUACUGGCCUUGUCACAUUGCUGGUGGUCCUAAUCUGCAAGAAGAGGCAUUGUGGGUACAGCAAGGCUUUCCAGGACUCAGAUGAGGAGAAGAUGCAUUAUCAGAAUGGGCAAGUAAAGUUCCCCGAGUCGAAGUUCUAUGUUGACCCUCACACGUAUGAAGACCCCUGCCAAGCCGUGCAUGAGUUCACCCGUGAAAUUGAGGCUUCCCGAAUCAAGAUUGAGAAGGUCAUUGGGUCUGGAGAGUCUGGAGAGGUGUGCUACGGCCGCCUGAAAUUGCCGGGGAAGAGAGAGAUUCCCGUGGCCAUCAAGGCUCUGAAAGCAGGCUACACGGAGAAGCAGAGACGGGACUUCCUGAGUGAAGCCAGCAUCAUGGCGCAGUUUGAUCACCCCAACGUCAUCCACCUGGAAGGGGUGGUUACCAGGAGCAAAUUGGUAAUGAUUGUUACUGAAUACAUGGAGAAUGGCUCACUAGACACCUUUCUCAGGAAACAUGAUGGCCAGUUCACCAUCAUCCAGCUGGUGGGAAUGCUGCGGGGCAUCGGUGCAGGCAUGAGAUAUCUUUCUGACCUGGGCUAUGUGCACCGGGACCUUGCUGCCCGCAACAUCCUGGUGAACAGCAACCUGGUCUGCAAAGUGUCUGACUUUGGUCUCUCACGUAUCCUGGAGGAUGACCCUGACGCUGCAUACACCACCACGGGUGGGAAGAUCCCCAUUCGCUGGACGGCCCCGGAGGCCAUCACGUACCGCAAGUUCUCCUCGGCCAGUGAUGUGUGGAGCUAUGGCAUCGUCAUGUGGGAGGUGCUGGCCUUUGGCGAGCGCCCGUAUUGGAACAUGACCAACCGUGACGUCAUUAACUCAGUGGAGGAAGGCUACCGCCUGCCUGCUCCUAUGGGCUGUCCCACCGCCCUGCACCAGCUCAUGCUGGAUUGCUGGCAGAAGGACCGCAACGAGAGGCCUCGCUUCUCCCAGAUUGUCAGCAUCCUGGACAAGCUCAUUCGCAACCCUGAGAACCUGAAGUGCACCACCACUGUGAAUCGGUUCACCCAGACACCCUUUGACAGAGGUGUCUUCGACUUCACCAGCUGUCUCACAGUAGAGGACUGGCUGGACUCCAUCAGGCUGGGGCACUACCGGGACAACUUUGCCAUGGCAGGGUAUUCUUCCCUGGGAAUGGUGAUGAGAAUGAACAUCGAGGAUGUUCGGAGCCUAGGCAUCACCAUGAUGGGUCACCAGAAGAAGAUCCUGAACAGCAUCCAGGUCAUGCGGUCCCAGCUGCUGAACACGAAUGGUCCCAGGAGGCAUCUCUGA